AUGGCCAAGAUCAAGUCAAUUGAGUACUUCCGGGUGAAGCCCCGGUGGCUAUUCGUCAAGGUCUGCGACGAGGAAGGCCGCUUCGGCUGGGGCGAGGGCACACUGGAAGGACACUCUCUGGCCGUGGAGGGUGCGCUGGACGAGAUCAUUGCUCGCAUUGUCGGCUAUGAAGCAGAUGACAUCGAGCACAUUUGGCAAACAGUAUGGCGUCUCGGAUUCUACCGUGGGGGUCCCGUUUUCAUGUCCGCUUUGGCCGGAAUCGAUAUUGCGCUAUGGGACCUGAAGGGCCGACGACUGGGAGUGCCGGUAUACCAGCUGCUCGGAGGCAAGGUACGCAAUAAGGUCCAGGUCUACGCGUGGAUUGGAGGCGACCGUCCGAGCGAUGUGGCGGCCGCAGCAAAGGCGCGCAUUGCCCAAGGCCUCAAAUGCGUCAAGAUGAAUGCGACCGAAGAUGUUAACUGGCUUGACUCCCCGGCCGUUUUGCAGUCCUGCGUCGAACGGCUAAAGCAGGUCAAGGCACUGGGACUCGAUGCCGGCCUUGAUUUCCAUGGCCGUCUCCAUCGACCCAUGGCCAAGCAGCUGGCACAGGCGCUGGAGCCUUACAAGCCUCUCUUCAUCGAAGAGCCGCUGCUUUCCGAGCAUCCCGAAGCCAUCAAGCAGAUGUCGGGCCUCACCUCCAUCCCAAUUGCGUUAGGUGAGCGUCUCUACACCCGGUGGGACGUCAAACGGUUCCUGGAAGACGCAUCAGUCGACAUCCUGCAGCCGGACAUUGCUCAUGCAGGAGGCAUCUCCGAGACGAAACGUAUUGUCUCGAUGGCCGAGGCAUACGAUGUAGCCAUCGCACCGCACUGCCCCCUGGGCCCGAUUGCCCUGGCAGCCUGUAUGCAAAUCGCCGUGUCCUCCCCGAACUUCGUCAUCCAGGAAAUGUCGUUGGGCAUGCACUACAAUAUUGAGGCGGGGCAUAUUGAUCUGAACAGUUACCUAGUUGACAAGACGGUCUUCGAUAUCAAGGACGGAUACGUGGCGGCUCCCUCCAAGCCCGGCCUGGGCGUGGAAAUUGACGAGGAACUGGUCCGGAAGAUCAGCAAGGAGACGGAGCCGUGGCAGCCCAAGGAGUUCUACGGGCCUGAUGGGUCAAUUCGUGAAUGGUAA
Monascus purpureus is the source of this 1152-nucleotide messenger RNA. The record is from the annotation of a GenBank genome assembly. NCBI's taxonomy places the organism in Eukaryota, Fungi, Ascomycota, Eurotiomycetes, Eurotiales, Aspergillaceae.